Vigna radiata var. radiata (mung bean) is the source of this 1081-nucleotide messenger RNA. Its product is annotated as haloacid dehalogenase-like hydrolase domain-containing protein Sgpp. The record is from RefSeq and is a predicted model, not a curated record. Lineage: Eukaryota; Viridiplantae; Streptophyta; Magnoliopsida; Fabales; Fabaceae. The transcript has 4 exons. The coding region runs from base 135 to 836 and encodes 233 amino acids.
UGGCUGUAUGCAACAAUUCAAGCUUUGGAAUAGUUAAUUUGUGGCUUGCUUUGUUAUACAAAAAGAAAAUUUAGUACGCAGCCUGAUCAUUUUGCUGAACUGGUCUCUCAUUACCUUCGUGUGGUACCAGCAGCAUGAGUUCUCUGACCGGACUUGCUCCACUUGAAGCUGUGCUCUUUGAUGUAGAUGGAACACUAUGUGACUCUGAUCCACUCCACUACGAAGCUUUGCGUGAAAUGCUACUAAAGAUUGGUUUUAAUGGAGGUGUUCCUAUAACGGAGGAAUUUUUUGUUGAAAAAUUUUCUGGCAAGUACAAAGUUGAUGCUGCCUCAGUUGCCUUUCCUGAUGAUCCGGAACGAGGUUUGAAGUUUAUAGAAGAUAAGGAAGCCAUGUUCCGAAGAUUGGCGAGACAGCAACUGAAGCCAGUGAAAGGCCUUGAUAGAGUGAGGACAUGGGUUGAAAACCGUGGUCUGAAGAGAGCUGCAGUUACCAAUUCUCCAAGAGAAAAUGCAGAACUCAUGAUCUCAAAACUUGGUCUCUCGGACUUCUUUGAUGUUCUUAUUAUUGGUGAUGAAUGUGAACGUGGUAAACCUCAUCCCGACCCCUACUUGAAAGCUCUUGAAGUUCUGAAGGCAUCGAAGGAUCAUGCAUUUGUAUUUGAGGAUUCUUUUUCAGGGAUUAUAGCUGGAGUGGCAGCUGGGAUGCCUGUUAUUGGCCUAGCUACACGAAACCCAGAGGAUUUACUUAUGAAAGCAAAGCCAGCUUUUCUGAUUAACGAUUAUGAGGAUCCAAAAUUGUGGGCAGCUUUAGAAGAAUUUGACAAGCCUGCCGCCUAAAAGUUGGAAUUUCUAGAUAAAAACAUUUAGCAACGAGUUUGAUGGGCCAAAUUCUAAUGAGCCUAUGUCAGAAAAUAUAAAAGGAAUUAUAAUUUAUGUGCGGGAAGGUAAUGCUAAGACUUCAUAUAACAUAAAUCUUAAACUGAUAAAAUGAUGAAAGAAGUGUCAAAAGUCAAUACAUGAUCACUCGGAUAAUCUAAGAAGUUCUUUUUUCAAUCUAAAUUUAUGUGGAAAUUAUUAAAGAA